This is a messenger RNA of Bombyx mandarina (wild silkworm), 6511 nucleotides long. RefSeq names its product protein stoned-B. Gene Ontology annotation, biological process: endocytosis. The record is from RefSeq and is a predicted model, not a curated record. NCBI's taxonomy places the organism in Eukaryota, Metazoa, Arthropoda, Insecta, Lepidoptera, Bombycidae.
GGCGCCUUCAGCAGAGUGCUCGCCUCGCGUACUGUCCCCUCGUCUCCGCGUUGCGAUGAAGGUAUAGAGACCCUUUGUCCGUAGCGCGGUAGCCUAUGCCCUUAGCUGUAGGUAACGGCGGCUGGAGUCCCGCAACUCAAAAAUCUAGACGAAAAAACGUAUAAUGCUAAAACUACCAAAAGGCCUUAAGAAGAAGAAAAAGGGAAAAAAGUCAAAGCGCAAAGGAGAAGAGGAGCUUUUUACCGAAGAAGAACUUGAAAAGUACAGAAGAGAACAUCAAAACUCCGAAACUGGUGAGGGAUCAACCAAAGAAAAUGAAGAAUGGUCCAAAUUCAAAGAUUUAACUACAGGGGUCGACUCAGUACUUAAGAAAACUCAAGGAGAUUUAGAUCGUAUAAAAUCCACAUCUUUCUUUCAAAGAGUUCCAGCGAAGGCCAAAGAGCAGCCUGCACCGAAAGCAGCACCAAGCAGACCUGUAGUUGAGGUGACGGAAGCUGAUUUUCCUAAAUUAGUUCAAGCAGUCGCAGAAGAAGAAGCAGAUAAAAGUGAAUACGGAGUUACUGACGACGAAUCUGAAGAAGAGGAUCAAGACGACAUUUUUGAUACUUCAUACGUAGAUGCAGUUGAACGAGGUGAAGUAAAACUUGCUUAUGUUCCUGAUUCACCAGAAGACUUUCAAGAUGAUGAUAUAUUUGAUACGUCACACGUAGACGCUUUAAUCAAAGGCCACGAAGUAAAAGCUUCUAAAGGAAAGAAAACGUUAGACAUUGGCGUUGCUGUUGAAGUUCUAACCGGGCGUAUCGAUAACCUGACUAUUACCACAAAACGACCAAAGAGAGUAAUACCUGGCGACUUACUCUUAGAAAAUACUGCAGAUGAAACCCCUGCUAUCAGCAAAGUAACCGCAAGUGACCCAGUUGAGAAAAGUAUCUUAGAUCUUGAUGCAGACAUACCAGUAACGACUCCCAUUGAUCUGAGUGUCUCUCUACAUACAUCAUUCAUACAGCAAAAGAAACAAGAAAGCCCGCUUAACAGUGAAAAACUAAAUGCUGAAGAUACUCACACGGACGAAAUUGACGAAUUUACUUUACUAGCGGCAGAGUCGUUAGAAGCGAGUACUGAAGUAACAAAACUACAAGAAAAACAAAUUAAAUUAGAGCCAGUCGUCCAAGAAUCAUGGUCUGCAUUCGAAGCCGACAAAAAUAAAUCUGUUUUUGCUGAGAGUAUUGUCGAAGAUCAGCUCGACGUCGCAGAUCCGUACGGUGACCAAAACGAUCCGUUUGAUACAAGCUUUGCCGAUGCAGUCAUACCAUCGACUUCUCUUCGAGACAUCGAAAAAGAGCCGAUCUUAGAAGACGACGACGACUUCGAUCCGCGAGCUGAAGAAAUCAGAGUUAAAUUAAAUAAUAGGAGAAAAUCCUCAGUUCGUAUACACUUGACUGAUCCUUCCGGUGUCCGCGAAUCGAUUACCUCUGAUGAUAUUGGAGAGAAAGAUGAAAGGUUUUCUCGGGAUUUAUUAGGAGGAAGUACAACAGACUUAACUCAGUUAGGUGAUUCGCCUUUAGACCCAGUUGACGUAAAUGAAGCUGAAAUAGACCCAUUCGAUACGACGAUAGUUGAUAAAAUUUCAACACCGGGGAAAAUUGAAUUAAAGAUCCUCGAACAGGAACUUAUCGGCACAAACUCUGCAACGUUGUAUCGUGUCCCAAGUGAUCCAGACUUUGAUCCACGUGCUGACGAACCCAAAAUAGGAGAAAGACGUGCAUCUCGACCUGAGAAUUUGACAGUUAGUAAAAGUGUCAUUUUUAAUGUUGAUGAUCAGGAACCGUUAAGCUUAGACUCAAAACCAAAGCUAAUUAAGCCUUUAACUCCCUAUUAUACUCGUGAAGUCUCUAUUACCGAAGACCUAGAAGCAGAGGCAGCAGACACAUUCUCUGAAACACUCACUAGAACUCGCUCGGAUGAAGACUUAGCACCAAAAAUUAACUACGAGGCAAAGCGACGAUAUUCGGAGUUUUCUCAAACAUACCAGUCUAAGAUAAACGUAAAAACAAAGGAAGAACUUAAGACUCGUUCAAGCAGAAUCGAAACUAAAGUUUUAACGCCUUCGGGUCCUGGAGAUUCUAGCAAUCUCGAGACAGUAGAGGUAGAUCCGUUUGAUACUUCAUUUGCAGUAAUAGCUCCCAGUAAAACUGAGUUGAAGUUGUUGGCCAAAGAGUUUUCAUGUGAAGAAGAAGAAAAAAAGGGCGAGUUAGAUUUACUGGAACCUUCAGACGAUAUAUUUCAGGUCAAAGCUCUCACUCCCGAGCCAUCAGAAACAAGACAAAGUCAAGAGGAUUUUGAUCCGUUCGAUACAUCUUUUGCGGGAGAUUUAAACCCAGGAAAAACAGAGCUAAAAUUACUUGAUAUGGGCGAGCCCGUCGCACCUGUCACUACUGAAGUACUGAAUCCGUUCAUGAUGUCAGGAGAUUCAAAUGAGAGUACAACAUUCUCAGGAGACAAUCCAUUUGCUACUAGCAACCCAUUUUCAGACUUCGGGGAUGGCUACGAGCCUCCAGUGGGUGACACAGUCCCUGUUGAUAUUUUUGGUGCAGAUCCCUCAGGCGUUGAGGCCAAACAUUUUGAUGACUUCACGGAUGAUAUAUUUCCAAAUCAACAUUCCGCCCACGAUAAGCUCGUUAAGCCAACAGAUCUUGAUCUGGGCUCCACGACCACUGACAUUAUGCAAGCACCGGAUGACGAUGUAACGAUCCCUUCCCAUCCUUUACCACCUGAAACACAAAAUCUAAUUCUGACAGUCACUGGACAAAUGGAAUUUACAAGUUCUCAUCUACUAGACAGAAUUCCACCAACUCGAACACCAAGCCCCGUUUCAGUUCGUGAUAUACACUCACCAAGUCCUACACCUGAGCCAGAACUUCAGGAAGAAUCUCGGAAUACGGAUAUAUUCGAUGUAAGCCGUAGCAAACCAUCACGGCCACCACCAGCUCGACCACCACCAGUUGCGCGUCCACCACCUCCGCGUCCAGCACCUCCCGCACAACCACCUAUUACGCGUCCCCCACCACCACAGACGACAGAUGAUAUUAAUCUAUUCGAUGCGCCAAUACCAGCGCCAAUUGUGAAACCAACAAAAGAGGAUAUACUUAGUUUAUAUUCGGCACCGAAGAAAGAAGAAAAACAAAUAGACUUCCUGAGCGAUGAUAUACUCGAAGAAGUUCCGGUAGAUAUGCCGCAACCAACUGCAGCAGAAUUUACAGCACCAACAAACGAAACGGGACCAUUCGCGACUGAGGAAGUAAAAGAAAGCAUUACUUUGGCUGAGCCUGUUGAAUCUAACAUAUUCUCAACAACACUCGAAACUUCCGUACCAAUGGACUGUUCUGAACCAGCACCAAACUCUACCUCCGCCACUGCGAAUACUUCACCAUUCACAGACAUGAUAAAUGAGGACUUCCAAGAGGCGCCAACAAAAGAAAUCGAGAUGAAUCCAUUCGAAAGCUUUGGGGCCUCCGAUGUUAUGUUUUCGAAUACAGCCCAAAAUGUGUUCGAUGCUAAAGUGGAAGAAUCAUCAGUUACACCGGUAGCUUGCGAUAACAUAUUUGGCGAGGCUAUCCAAGAUGACACAUUUGGUGGAACAAUUCCAACGGACAUGGACGUCGCAACAUCGGACGUAUUCGGAACAACUGAAGUCACUACCGCAAAUGACAAAGCCGAUUUAUUUGGUGGUAAUGCAAUGGACGCUUUCGAUUCACAAAUGCAACAGACACCUGAUUCGCCCUGGGGAAAUACAUCAGAUACUGUAAUGCAGGAAUCCGUUCCAGUUACUUCAGAUGCUUUUGACGCUUUUUCAGCCAAAUUUGACUCUACUGCCUCGAAUCGAGAAACCACGGAUGUGUGGGGGGAUGAAGUCCCCGCAGAUGUUGGUCCUGCAGGGUUUGAGGCUGAAGCUUUCGAUCCGUUCUUAAGCAUGGGCGCACCACCACCUCCUGCUGCUACCCCACGACUCGACCACCAAGGUUCACGGGAUUCUACAGAUGAUACUUUCACUGUCUUCAUAAGGCCGAAGGAAACAGACAAUGGCACUGAGGAGGCUGCGGUUCCCGUGUUGGCUCCACCACCACGACCCCAAGUUCUUCCCGAAUCACCACGAACGAAUCCAUUCGACAAAGGCGAGUUUGAAGUGCAACGAUUUGAACCUCAACAAGCGGACGAACAACGUCGAGACUCCGGCAGUGAUGGCGAGGGACCACCGACUCCGCUCUUUGACGACGACGUGUCUAUGCCGCUCGAGGACUUCCCUCGUACAAAGUAUACUGGACCCGGGUGGGAAAUGCAACUACGGCAACCGAACAAGAAGAAGAUAACCGGACAAAGGUUCUGGAAAAAAAUCUUCGUGAAACUAGCGCUCCAAGGGGACAAUCCUGUAGUACAGUUGUUCAACUCGGCCGGAGACAAGGAACCGUUCCAAGAGCUACCCCUCCAAGCUUGCUACUCGGUCUCGGAGAUUGGCGCCCAACAAUACGACCAGUACGGGAAGAUCUUCACCGUGAAACUGCAGUACGUGUUCUACAAGGAACGGCCAGGGGUCAGGCCCGGACAAGUCACAAAGGCCGAGAGGAUCACCAACAAGCUGUCUCAGUUCGCGGCCUACGCUAUACAAGGCGAUUAUCAAGGAGUUAAGGAGUUUGGCAGCGAUCUACGUAAGCUUGGUCUGCCGGUGGAACACGCGCCACAGGUGUCACAACUCUUCAAAAUCGGGUCACUGUCGUACGAGGAUGUGAAGCAGUUCUCGUGCUGUAUCGAGGAGAAUCUGUUCAGGCUACACGCGCACAGAGAUCGAGCGCUUACAUACAAAAUGGAAGAGGUGCAAAUAACCGCUGUAGACGAACUGUACGUGGAGCAAGACGCCGAAGGUUCGGUCCUCAAGCAAAUCGCUCGGGUGAGACUGUUUUUCCUGGGAUUUCUGAGUGGAAUGCCUGAUGUUGAGCUGGGAGUGAACGAUCUGCGACGUCAGGGCAAGGAGGUUGUCGGCAGACACGACAUCAUACCGGUCGUCACCGAGGAGUGGAUCCGUGUGGAGGACACUGAGUUCCAUGCGUGCGUCCAGGCCGAGGAGUUUACCAAGUGCCAAAUCAUCAAGUUCAAGCCACCGGACGCUUGCUACAUCGAGCUGAUGAGGUUCAGAGUGCGCCCCCCCAAGAACCGCGAGCUGCCUCUACAGCUGAAAGCGGUUUGGUGCGUCACCGGUAACAAGGUGGAACUCCGCGCUGACGUGUUGGUGCCAGGAUUCGCGUCUCGGAAGCUGGGGCAGGUGCCUUGCGAAGACGUCGCCAUACGAUUCCCGAUACCGGAAUGCUGGAUUUAUCUGUUCCGCGUUGAGAAACAUUUUCGAUAUGGAUCCGUUAAAUCUGCUCACAGGCGCACUGGUAAAAUCAAAGGAAUAGAGCGUUUCCUUGGCGCCGUGGACACCCUCCAGGAGUCGCUGAUAGAAGUGACGUCAGGACAAGCCAAGUACGAACAUCAGCAUCGCGCCAUCGUGUGGAGGAUGCCGAGACUCCCCAAAGAAGGACAAGGUGCAUACACAACCCACAAUCUCGUUUGUCGCAUGGCUCUGACGUCAUACGACCAAAUACCCGCGGAGCUCGCCAAGUUCGCCUACGUGGAGUUCACCAUGCCGGCCACGCAGGUCAGCCACGUGACCGUGAGGUCCGUCUCGCUUCAGGAGCACGACGGAGACCCACCAGAAAAAUACGUUCGGUACCUGGCAAGGCAUGAGUACACAGUGGGCAUCGAACGUACUAGCGGUCAGGCCGCACCGGCGUACUCCUUGGCGACGACCGUUGAACGAACCGAACCGGAGCCUCCCGCGCCCGUAGCCCAGCCGCAACCGCCCUCUUCAGACUCCGACUCAGAUUGAAAUUUGACUUAAGGCACUGUGUAAUUAGCAAUGAAUCUCGGACCACGACCCCUUAGCGUAAAGUUGAAAAUCGCAUGUCUUAUUAACGGUGAUCUUAAGCAGAAUUUAACUAUAAGUAAAUGUUUAAAAAAAAACAUGACCGGAAAAUAAUAAUAAACCUCGAAUCGGUCAUAUGGUUCAUAAUCAGUUUGGUUUGUUGACAAAAAAAAAAUAUCACUUCAAGCGUUCGCACAUUUCACGGAGAUGUUUGUCGGUCAGCACGGGAUUUCCCGAUUCUGAUUUGAUUUUACGAUUGAACUUCGAUCUUUUGUCUCAAGGACAGCAAAAAAACCGACUCCGGUGACAAAAAAUAACCUUUAAUAUCUCUACAUUAAGUAGCACAGGAGCUAGCCACUGAUAACAGAAAUAGUAUCAAUACAAUGAGCGAACUCUUAGCCUACUCCACAAUAUCUAAUACGCAAUCUCACAAUAGCUCCAAUCUCUUUUUACAUAAUCAUAUAGACCUUAAUUACUGGCGGUAGGAUCUCUUAUGAGUCCGCACGGGUAGGUACCAUCGCUCUGCCUAUUUCUGCCGUGAAGCAGUAAUGCGUA